AUGGAACAAGCUGAGUUCACGUACAUUGCCACCCAGGGACCCCUGCACAACACUGUCAAUGCAUUCUGGAGGAUGGUGUGGGAGUACGAGGUCACACUCAUCAUCAUGCUCACACAGUGCAUUGAGAAUGACGUGCUGAAGUGCAACCAGUACUGGCCAGAGGAUAACAUGCAGUGGGACUAUGGGGACUUAACUGUGGAGGGGUUCAACGAGACCAAGUCUGUCAACUUCACCCGCAGAGAGUUCAGACUCUACAGGGCACACACCAACCUGAACAGAGAUGUGUCCAAAAUCAAUUCGAAAAGCCCGGUAAAAGAUCAGCCCAAAAGGAUAGUUGAGCAGUUCCAGUACACAGCCUGGCCUGACUUCGGAUGUCCUGAGAAUCCAGAACAAAUGCUCAAGUUCCUGGCCAAGAUUCGAUCCUACUACCCUUAUGCUACCAAGCCAGAGUCCCCCAUAAUAGUUCACUGCAGUGCAGGAUGUGGAAGAACUGGCUCGUUCAUUGCACUGGACCAGAUUAACGAGAACAUUGAGAAGUCUUCGGUGGUGGAUAUUCGAGGAAUUGUGGCAAGUUUGAGAUCGGCCAGGCCCCAAAUGGUUCAAACGCAGGAGCAGUACGAGUUUAUUCACGAAGCUGCGGGUGAAAUGAUCAAACGCGAGUUAGUCCGUCGAAAAAUCCUGCCGGACAAAGACACUGAGUACGAGACUACCAAAGGACGCCGCAAACGAAAGUUGUCGUUGCUGACUAGUACCAACACGAAUGAAGCGUCGGACACGAUUUACGAGAAGCGAAAGACGAGAUCGGAUCACGUGGCUUAUAUACCCAUGGAUGUCAUGUCGACACGAUCGCCACCCGACACUAACGACAGUCAGAAGGAUAAAUAG
Messenger RNA from Symsagittifera roscoffensis, 885 nucleotides. RefSeq names its product receptor-type tyrosine-protein phosphatase eta-like. The coding region runs from base 1 to 885 and encodes 294 amino acids. Gene Ontology annotation, biological process: protein dephosphorylation. Gene Ontology annotation, molecular function: protein tyrosine phosphatase activity. Lineage: Eukaryota; Metazoa; Xenacoelomorpha; Acoela; Convolutidae. The transcript has 5 exons. The record is from RefSeq and is a predicted model, not a curated record.